Paramuricea clavata is the source of this 730-nucleotide messenger RNA. The record is from the annotation of a GenBank genome assembly. NCBI's taxonomy places the organism in Eukaryota, Metazoa, Cnidaria, Anthozoa, Malacalcyonacea, Plexauridae.
UGGAAUCGUUCUCCAGCGAGGGGAGGGAUCUGGAACCCAGCUGACGUACACGUGAAGAAAGAAAGCUCACCAACCGCUUCACCAAAUGACGUCACUCCCCAGGUAUCUAAGACUUCAUCAACUGAACAACCUGGAGAGGAAGAACAAGUAUCCCGACCUUCAUCUGCGAAUAACGCUGGUGAGGAGAGACCAGUUGAAGGGGAUAACAGAGAUGAUCAGGAGGACGAGGGGAUAAGUGAGGAUGAAGAGGAACAUGUUGAUGUUGAAAAUGUCAAAGAGGAUGAAAUGGAGGAGUCUGAGGAGAGUGAAAGUGAACCAGAUGAUGAUGCAAGGUGAGUCUCACAGUGCAUGGCAAAGACCAUGCUUAGGGUUAGUGGUGUAAUGCCAUUCUGACACAAACUGUCAAAGUUGAUAUGAUAUCAUUACAUUAAGGCAACCAUGAUUCCAAUGGUCCACUGGGUGCACCAGACAUUAUUUAAAAAGAGCCAUAACAUUGGUUCUUCAAUUUUAAUAAUCACAGUGUCAAAAUUCAUCUCUUGGAUUGCAUUAUCGAUGCCCACUAAUAAUUAGUAGCUAUGUAAAAAUCUGCAUCAUAGCUAUUAUUGCAUUGUUCCCUGUAUAUGAAUAUUCUCUCAUGUCGUUUAUUUUUCUUUAUCCCAGUGAGGAUGAGAAAAAGAACAAAAGGACCAGAAAAACGGACAAACCAAGGAAAAGACUAAAAGCGAUGUAA